AUGGGAAUUGAUCAUCGUUUCAAUAGCAACAAUAAAAUAGCUGGCCCUGAUUGGCUAAGAGGGUUUUUAUCUCUGCACUCGGAACUGUCAAUUCGCAAACCAGAAGCAAUGAACAUUGCUAGAGCAGUUGGCUUUAAUAAGCCUCAGGUUUCACGAUUUUUUACAGUCUACAAGGACGUUUUGACCAAACACUCAUACAGUCCUCUAAGGGUGUGGAACAUGGAUGAGACUGGCAUAUCUAAUGUUCAAAAGCCUGUCAAGAUAAUCGCUACCAAGGGUGCCCGUGAGGUUGGUAAAAUGACAAGUGGUGAGAGGGGAAAAAACGUAACAGUUAUCUGCGCAUCAAAUGCUGCAGGUAAUUACAUUCCGCCGAUGUUCAUUUUUCCGAGAAAGCGAAUGGUGGAUGCCCUGAUGAAUAGUGCACCUACUGGAUCUACUGGUCACUGCACUGACAAUGGCUGGACUGAUGAUGAACGUUUUCUAAAAUGCUUAAAACACUUUACUUCUGUUGCAAAACCAAAGAAAGAAGAGAAGCAUGUGAUCAUCUUAGAUGGUCACCAUAGUCACAAAACCCUGGCAGCUGUUGAGUACGGUCGUUCAAAUGGCAUAGAAUUGAUAACUCUACCCCCACAUUGUACACAUAAGAUGCAGCCAUUGGACAAAACCUUUUUUAAAGCAUUAAAAAAUGCGUACAACGCUGCAGCAGACAUCUGGACGGUUGCAAACCAAGGAAAAAGGAUCACCUGUUAUGAAGUAGCCGAACUAUUUGCUCUUGCUUACAACAAAACUGCUACAGUAGAGAAAUCAGUCAGUGGUGUCAAGGCAUGUGGACUUUGGCCUUUUAACGACGGCAUCUUUAUGGAUGAAGAUUUCAUAGCUGCACAAUUAACUGAUGAGCCAGAACCACAGCCACAACAAGAAAAAGGAACAAAUUCAAAUCCGCAGCGAGACACGCAAGCAUCAACAUCUAUUGAAACUGCAGCUGUAUCCUCAUCUGCCAUCCCAACUGUCUCCUCAGUCCUGGCUGAGUUAUGCCAGCCCGUCAAGGCAGUAAAACGUACUAGAAAACGAAAAGGCGGAAAAUGA
Molecule: messenger RNA, 1086 nt
Organism: Gigantopelta aegis
Lineage: Eukaryota; Metazoa; Mollusca; Gastropoda; Neomphalida; Peltospiridae
Exons: 1
Coding region: 1-1086 (361 amino acids)
Cellular component (GO): nucleus
Molecular function (GO): DNA binding
Source: RefSeq, a predicted model, not a curated record